Molecule: messenger RNA, 1322 nt
Organism: Macrobrachium nipponense
Lineage: Eukaryota; Metazoa; Arthropoda; Malacostraca; Decapoda; Palaemonidae
Product: putative ferric-chelate reductase 1
Exons: 5
Coding region: 87-575 (162 amino acids)
Cellular component (GO): membrane
Source: RefSeq, a predicted model, not a curated record
ACACUCAGAACACAGUCUAUUGCAAUAUUCUAUUCGACUCACAUCAGUCAGCCGUUUUUCUGUAUCAGGACAAGUAGCGACUAACAAUGAUGGAAAUAAAUUCCCGAGCACUGUGCCGGACGGUCGUGUUGGCGAUGAUCGCCUUAUUCCACCUCGCCGAGCCCUUCAGCAGGAAUGACCUGACUCCAGCCUGUGAUUCCAUGAUGCCUGGGCAUGGAUUCCAACCGCAGAGCAGCCUUCCACCAUUCCAGUUGGUCGCUAACCGUGACGCUGACGGCAAAUAUACAGUGACCUUAAGCACGUUAGACGGCACAAAAUUCGAAGGAUUCUUCAUCCAAGCUCGAAACCAAAACAACGCUCAGGUUGGAGCCUUUCAGGAUGUUGGCCCCUCGGCCAGAAUCAUCGGAUGCCCUCCGGGGUCCGCUGUCCAACACGACGGAAAAAGGAAGAAGACGCAGGUGUCUGCUCGGUGGGAUCCACAGACUUAUCACGGACCUGUACAGUUUAGGGCCACUGUGGUAAAGAGCUAUAAAACUUUCUGGAUAAAUUUGAACAAUGACCAGGUCGUGCCCUAGACGUCUGUCUCUUGGCUUGAAUACCCACCCUACCCUGAUGACCGUCUUCAAAGAUAUGAAUCUGAUAAUUCACUGUUUUGCUUCAUUAAAAGAUGUCUUAUUUGUUUUGCAGCCAUUUGAAUAAUCAAUGGUGGAUUUAAAAAAAAAAAGGUAGAAAUGUUGAAGAAAUAAUCUUAUGUCAUUUGCUUAAAUAUUAAGAAAGUUUUCUGAGAAAGAACAAAUAAGUACUUUAUAACUGCUGUUUCUGAAAGGCUGCUUAUCAGUGCAGCAACAAUUAUAUCUAAUUUCUGCUUUAAAAUUAAGUCGUCUUCACUUACUCCCAUUUACGUAGUAACUUGUAGAAUCUGAUUACCAUAACCAUGACAGCCCAGUAACCUGUAAAAUGAGUUUCAUAAACGGAUACCAAAUGGCAUUGAAAGUCCAUCUUUUGAAUAGUAACUAUAUAUGCUAACUGAAAUCCAGUGAUUUCACAAGAGGGGUUGGUAUUCUACUCGGCCUAAAUUGUAUUCCAUUGGUCAAAAUGAAUCUUAAAGAUGACGAUGGAUGCAAGAAAUCUCUUUUUCUCAGCAACGUCUGAAGGAAGCUUGUGUGGCGCGGUUACAUCCCCUAUGCAUAGGUACUCCGUUUGCGAAAAUCACAUUUCCUGUCUUUUCUUUUGCCUCUCAAUUUCUAUUCUGGCCUUUACUUUGAGCUCAUGUAAUUUGGAAAGCUGUCAACAUUAUAAUCCCUAAUUAAACAGAAAAUGGU